Messenger RNA from Morchella importuna, 789 nucleotides. RefSeq lists its product as uncharacterized. The record is from RefSeq and is a predicted model, not a curated record. The transcript has 8 exons. Lineage: Eukaryota; Fungi; Ascomycota; Pezizomycetes; Pezizales; Morchellaceae. The coding region runs from base 1 to 789 and encodes 262 amino acids. Gene Ontology annotation, cellular component: membrane; endomembrane system.
AUGAGCUAUAGGAAGGAUAAUAGGACUCCUGGACAAAUAGGCGGGGUCGAUAUGGUGUUUCCCUAUCGACCUGAUAACGUCGAGAGCUCGCUCAUCAAGAAACAUCCCCUUCAGCGGAUUCAUUCUCCAUCACGGUCAAUUUCAGCUUUUGUGCACGCUACCGGACUCGUGAGCUUCUUUUAUUCCUUCCAAUGUUUAAAAUAUUUUCCAGGUGAAAUAAACGAGGCAUAUGGAUGGCAUUUCCAGUUCCUUACGAUUAUCGCUCUGUCGAUAUCUACCUUGACUUUUAUUUUCGGAUUUCUUGCGGAUAUAACCCUCAAUCCAAAGCUAUUUUUGAUCAAGAAUGCUCUAGCAGUGGCUAGCGCACCUUUGGAGGUGUUGAUUAGUCUGCUGUACUGGGGCCUCACAGCUAUCGACCGCACGCUAGUCAUGCCGCCUGGAAUGCAUAUUGAUACAUUUGUCGAUCUUAGCUUGCACCUUUUCCCUGCCGCCCUUCUCCUUAUCGAUGCGCUUUUGUUGUCUCCACCAUGGACUGUAGGCGUCGUCCCUGCGCUCCUAGUUCCAGGUUGUCUCGCGACUUUCUACUGGUUUUGGCUGGAGCACUGUUAUUCCUAUAAUGGAUGGUAUCCGUACCCAAUCAUGGAAAUCUUGAAGACCGAGCAUAGGAUUAUUCUUUUUGUUGGGUCGGCAUUGACUAUGAGUGCGAGCACAUUGGCGUUAAAGUGGGCUUUUUCAAGAUUUAAUGGGCAGCUUGGAAAAGCGGUCCCGGGAGAUGCGAAGAGGAGAUAG